CAAUCAUAUGCACGCAAUGGCUGCCUCUACAUAGAAUGGAAAGGUGUUAAUUUUUUCUUAGCUAAUUUGUUUUUGUACAACGGUUAACGGCUGUUAACAAAUUAAAUUUAAUCAGGUGAACUUUGAAGGUAUGCUUCAAACAAAGAAAUAUCGCGCUUCAUAUUUCAGGAUUUAGUCUGUGUUUAAUGCAACGACAUGUGCAACAAAUGUAAAAAUAUAUUAAAAAACUUGACCAAAAAGUUACCCAAAGCCAAAAUGUUAAAAAAAAAUUGAAAGAAAUUGUUGUGUAGACUUAUGAAAAUUAAAAAAAAAAAGAUUUUUUAAGAUAUAUACCUAUCAGAUGUUAGUCACUUCAUAUUAAUUGAGGUUGUCCUUUUUAGCUAGGCUUAGCCCUAGAGGAACUUAAUAAUUUAUAAUAUUAUUAAUAAAAAAGGGCUGCCUAAAAUUUAAGCUUAUCUUAAGAAUUUACUUAACCCUCCUGGGACGGAUGGGCCGAAUCUAUCGGCCCAGGAUAGUGUAGAAAAAAGAUGGAUGUCUGAUCUAUCGGCCCGAUAAAUCAUGCCUCGAGAUUGGCUGGCUAGUCUUCGUACCAGUGAAUGAGUGAAUCAGAUGGAUUCUUACGUAUUCCUGCACAUCCCCGCAUUGUAAUGGCGGCCUUUGUUGAUUUAGGAUUAGUUUUAGUUCUGUUUAGUAAUUUUUUUUUGUGUGGCACGUAAUACUGUAAAAUUUAAAAAAUGUCGGACAGUGACACUGAAAACUAUCCUUAGUGAUUUUGAUAUUCUAGCAGUGAAUCUGACACUGAUAAAAACAACCAGUAAAGUAAUGAAGACUAUACUAUCAAAAUGAUGAUGUUCACACUAAUUUUUUGAACCUUUGGUUAGUAUUAAGGGUCUUCAACUAGAAAGAGAUGAUCCCUCUGAAUUUUUAGACAACAUAUGUCCUAUAAAUAAGACAUAAACUACCACAUUUGAGUAAUUUAUGCAUUUUUUACACUAAAUAUCACUCAAAUGUUUAUGAGAGAGACGAAUGGGUAUGCAGACAACUUUCUCAGUAACACCCAGCUUAAGAAAAGGCCCUAGGUCAUAAACGGGGGCCUAUUACAGUGUCUGUAGCAAAUGAAAAAUAACUGGGGCAUAAAAAGGGGUAGAACCAUGUGCCAGAGGUGUCAGAAGGGUUCCAUGGGCCAAGUGUUAAGACUUAUUUAGGCUUCAUCAAUCAAAAAAUGCACACAAGUGAUACAAACAAGCCACGUUUAUUCUAAGUCUAUUACUAUUAGUAAAACUUACUAAACUAUAAUAGUUAUAAUAGGCCCUGGACAAAUGUCAUAAUAAGUUAUAAGUUAAUAAGUCUUAAGAAUAUCUGAUUUGGACAGAAUAGAUUAUUAGUUCACAGUAGAAAUGUGCUUUUAAGUUUCUAAAUUCACUGAUCUUUUGAGUGAGUUUAAUGUCAGUUCAGUUUCAAGUUUCACUUAAUUCACUUUAGUGAUUGUCCUUCAUACUGCAAACUGAUCUAUUUAAAUACAUCUGUAAAACUGUAAUGGAUCAUUAAAGGUAUGUUCACACUACAUAUUUGUUAGAGCCACAAAGCUAAGUGGUGAACUGACUAGUUGUUGAUGUUUACAAUCUCCGGCGACAGGGAUAUCAAACGUUGGUGUUCACACUGUUUAUAUUUAUCUACAUGUGCUAUUGCCAAGUUUUGCAACCAUCAGAUUUCUGCUACGGUACAAGCCCAAAGAAUAUGUUAAUAAAAUUUCUAUCAGAAUGAAGGAAUUCUUCAUGUGCAUAAAAAUGUUUUAUAUUUGAGUCAUAAUCUAAUUAAUAGAUUGAUAUGACAUGAGAUUUAUCAUUUGAUUAUUAUUGCCCAUAAAUAUAUGCUAGAACUGUUUUUAAUCUGGCUUCAUAAAUAAUGUAUUUUCAAUUUUGGAUUUAAAAAAUUAAUUUGAACACAAAUUGUAUGCCCUGGUUAUUAUAUUAUUAUCUUUAAUCUAUUUCUUAAUUAUUGACCUGUUCAAACUGUUUGUAUUUCAGACUCUUAAUGGAGUUUGAAGAGAACCGAAGCAAAGAAGUGGCUAGCACUGAAGAUGGAGGUGACAAAGUAAAGGAAGACAUUUCAACCCUUUUGAAAGAAAAUGAUUCAAAUGCAUCCAGCAAGGAUGAAGUUCAUACUGUGCUAUCUGAUAUUUCUGCUGGAGAAACUAAAUUAAUUAUUGAAACUAAAUCUGAUGACAAUGAAAAAGCAGAGUUUCAAAAGUCCAUUAACAAAGCUAUUAAUGUUCCCAAAAUUGUUGACAUUGUUGUUGAAUUUCAAAAAGAUGGUGAUUUAGAUAAUAAAAGUAGUGCUAAUACAGAGAUAGAUAAUAAAUUGAAAUAUGAAAGUACUGAGGACAAAGAUCCCAUCGUCACCAAGCUUUCCCCAUCCACUGAUACCAAUAGUGAGUGUUCUGAAAGGGAAAUAAUUCUCGAACCUCUUUCUCCAGCUGCAGAGGAAUCAGCUGCAGAAGCUGACCAAUCACCUACACUAUCAAUAGCCACUAAUCCCCUGGAGUCAGUUUCUGAUCUCAUCUUUAAAAAGUCAUCAACUGAGAGCACACUAGAAGAAAAAUCUUUGACAGGCAUCAGGGAAGAUGCAAAUUCUGUAAGUGCACCACCCGCACCCUCUGAUGGUAGGGAAGAUAUCAGUGAUGAUGAGUUGGAUAUUGAUUCUGGUGAAAGUCUGGAGGAGUCCACUCAACUUUCCAUAUGUAACCCUAAUGCAUUAAAAAAUACAGGGCCAACUAGUGCAGAGGUAUUCAUGGAAUCGCCUCAGUCAAAUCAGGAAGCUCCAUCUGUGUCCAAUUCUCAUUUGGUAAAUGAGGAAUCCAGGGGUACCUUGUCAAGUGAUGAUAGGGAAAUAAUUGAUCUGAAAUUAGAAGAUGCUGUUGGUAAAAGUGAAGGAGAUGAUGAUGAUACUAACCGUGAAUCCAAAGGGCCAAGUGAAGAUUUGGAGGCUGUUUCUGAUGAUGAAUUGUUACCUGAUGCUUCACAGGGUGCAUCUGUUAUACCAUCACACUUAACCUUAAUAGGAGGGGAGGAAGUCAGUUCAGAAGAAGAUGGUCCAUCUGGUCUGGAUGAGUUUAAUGCUCAGCAUGAACUUGAUCCAAUUGCUACUCACAGAAUAGUUGCCCCUGUAAACCCUGACAUGUUAGAGAUCUCCAAUCUUAGUUCAUCGGAUCUACACAGGAUAACAAAUAGAGAAAGAGAAGAGUCUUUAUCUCAUACUGAGGCAGUUACAAAUUUACCUCCUUUGGAGGCUGAACCAAUAUCAGAUGAGGAGGACAUAGAUCAAGGAGAGGGCAAUGCACUAGGACUUGAUGGAGACGGAGAAGCCGGAGAAAUUCAAAGUCCUGUUGAAAUGUCAUCUCCUGUAUCAGAACAAGGAGGGCUCUUGGGUGAGGUUGAACCAAUUUCAGCUGAUGAAGGCAGUGACACAGAUGGAGAAUUGCCAAGUGGCGAUGAUGACUCUAAACCAGGUGACAGUGGGGUUAAAUCUGGCAAUAACUUUGAAUCUAUAGACUCUGACGAAGAAGGAGAAUUGGGGGCAGAACUUUCUCAAAAAAACAUGUCUAUAAAUAAAAUGCAUUUAGGAUUGAAUCAAGGCCUUAAAAAGGGAAGCGGGGAUUACAUGGAGACAAUUUCUGAUGAGGAAAACAUGGAGCAUGGAGGGCUUGUGUCAGAUAGUCCUUUAAAGUCAAACAGACCAUCUCUAAAACUCUCAGAUGAAUCAAACUCUUGUACUAGUUCUAUAACAAGAGAUGCUGAGUCUGAUAAAAAGAAAGUUGCAACAAAUUUUAAUGAGCAUCAGGUAGAACUUGAUUAUGAAGAAAAUGAAGGCGAAGAAGGUGAAGGUAAAUCGGAGGAACUCUCCGCUGAGCCAAAACUGAAAGAUGAUGGUGAGGAGGGAGAGCUCGAUGAGGUAAUAGGUUUGUGUGUGUUAACAUAUAAGGGAUUUCCAUUUAUUAAAUAUUUGCUUGAAUGAUUGAGUAAGGAGAUUUUGCUUGAGGGGAGGGGGGGGUGUGUGGAUAUGAGUAGAAAGUGUGUUUACAUUAGCACAUAUUUUGCAUGAAUUAUUCUGGAUUUUGACAGUCCAUGAAAAGGUUUAUUCUAAACCUUAAAAAAAUUUCUAUUUUGCCUAUUCCUAUCAAAUCAAACUUGCAAUUUAUUUCAAAAAUUUCUAUGCCCUCUUACUAUUAGAACUACAAAAUAUGGUUACUAUCAAAUUCAACUACAGGGUAAUAGUAAUAGCAAAAAAUAUCAUCACAAUGUUUUAGAAUUUAUCUAUUAUGCCUAGUAAAAAGUCAACCAUAUGCAUGAGCCUUGUGUAUGAUGUAAUUUUUUAUUGUUAGGCUGAAAUUAAGAUAGUUUAUUAUAAAGAUAUAGUUGAGGCACAUGUAUCUUAUUACUCGUUUUGCCAAACGGCCAUUAGCAAAAAGGGUAUGAAGCCUGUGAUUUUGUUAAGUUUUAUGUACGUCCUAGUUGUCUUUAAAUAAAUUGAAAAUGAUGGCUUUUUUUGGGGGGUGGGGGUGGGGAUUCAAUCUGUACAUACGCAAAAAGCUGAGAAAUGCUGUCCAAAAGUGAAUGGAUAUAACACAAGGUUAGGGGAUUAUGAAAAUAUUCCUUUUUUUUUGUGAGAGUAAUACAUGCAUCAUGCAUGCCUAAUAAAGUCAAAAACAAUUAUUACUUUUUGAAAGUGCGAAAGCCAGUAUAUCAUGUACAGGGGAGCACUGCUAAAUAAAAAAUUUGAUAGUUGAACAGCUCUUGAAACUUCUUUUAUACAUUUUUACAUGAAUUCUUUUCAAAUCGAUAGCAGUUAGUCACAUAAAAGUAUUGCGAACGGCAAACCGUGUUUAACAAGAUCUCAUUUUGUGGACCCCAAUUAUCUUGUUGUAGCGAUUUUCCCCUCUUAAUAUGUAUACAAAAUACAAAAGUAAAUUUGAAAAAAGUUCUUAGAAGAAUGUUAAUAAUAAAGGAACGUGUAGUUUUUAUUUUUAAAGACAUUUUGCAACCACCGUAUUUAUUGGCGUAUUACACUCACUUUUUCUCCCUGAAAAUAUGGGGCAAAUAUGUGCGCGUUAUACGCCGAUAUAAUAUUUAGUUUUUUCCCUGAAAUUUCCUUCUUAAAUUGAGGUGCGUGUUAUAUGCGGGGGCGUGUUAAAAGCCAAUAAAUACAAUAAUUAAAACAUUAAGUUAAAGAUAUAUAAAAUAAACCAGAAACUGUAUAGUGUCUGAUGUAAAAUAUUUAAGGGCAUAAGUAUGUUUUACUUGGUAGGGCAUAAGCAUAUUUUACUUAGUAGGGCAUAAGCAUAUUAUUGUUUGAUGUGAUGAAAAAUAAUCAUACAUAACCAUUAUGAUUUCAGGGUGGCCAUUCUGAUAAAGAUGAAGGAGAAUUAAGUGUGAGUGUAAUUAAUAUAAUAGAAAAGUAUAUUUAAAUUAAAAAAAUAAUCUUACUGCAGAUGGUGUUUUUUUCUUUUCGUUUUCCGUUGGACAUCCAUUGUUUUAUUAUUCUUUGCUUAUUAAUGUUCUGUUUUUUUUCUCAUUACUUAUUUUUCAUAUUUAAACACACAGUAAUGUAAUUUGUUAGUUAAAUAAAAAUUAUUUUUAAAAAUACAAUGUUUUUAUUAAUGUGUUUAGGAUGAUGAUUGUGAAGAAGGGGAAAUAAAAGAGCCAGGGAGUAAGAAGCCUUUUGUGAAACCUAUGUGCAGAUUUUUCCAGAGAGGCAACUGUACUUGGGGUGUCAAUUGUAGGUUUUUACACCCUGGUGUAAAUGAUAAAGGUAAGCUUUAUUCCAUUUUAAUUUUUUAGUAUUUUUGUGUAUAAAUAAGUCUCAUUAAAAUAUGUUUAUUGCUUCUACUUAAAUACUGAAUUUGAUAGCUUUUAUUUUACAUCUUUUAUAUCAUAGAUUUAAAUUAUUUUUUUAAUAUGGUGAUUUUUAAAUUUUUCUAUAUUUUGGAGGGUUUAAUUUAAUUGAUGUGAACAUGUAGCAGCAGAUUUGUUGCUUGAUUUAAGUUUUUAAAAAAAAAAUUGUUUUUUAUUCAUAUCAGGGAAUUAUCAGAUGAUAGAAAUUCCAGGGUUUAAGCCUACAGGAGUAAGAGCCAGAAUUGGGCUUCCUGGACAAUGGCCAGAGGUUUGUUUUUAAAUUUAUACAUUCAUUUUAUUUUUUUUUAAAGUUCAUUGUAAGAGUGUAUUUUAGUGAAAAAUAAAAAAGAAUCAUUAAAAAUAUGUAGACAGGAAAAUAUGCUAUUUUGCCUUGGAGACUGUCUAACUUGUUCUUGGGUGAAGGAGUGUACAACUAAAAUUGUCUUUAUCCAUCAUAUUGCAGCAGCCUGAAGAGCCCAUAGAACUGCCACCGCCUCCAGUGCCAGACAUUCCACCCGUUGAGACAGCUUGGGAAAGGGGAUUACGUAUUGCUAAAGAGGUAUCUAUUUGGCUGGCUUAAUAUGGAAAUAGUAUAUUAAAGUUUAUUUUAUCACAAUAGUGUAUACUGUUUAUUUAUUAUUGUAAUUUAUAAUCAAAAACAGUUAUUUUUAUUUUGAAUCUUUGGAUGUAUUUCAGCAAAGAAAGAAAGCUAAUGAGCGUAAAGAACUUGAGCCCGAUUUUGAGGAAAAGCGUUUAAAUUUAUCAGUUGAUGAAGAGAGAGAGCUAAAUAAAGAGAAUGAAAGAAUGCCAAAAAUCAUUCCCAAAGAUCCAUAUUAUGAUCAGCAAGCGUAAGUUUUAAAUUUGUAGUAGAUUUUUUGUGUGAUUAAAUUCAAAUUUUAUUUUGUGUGAGAUCCAGUAAAAAUAAUCAUUGUUAAAUAUUUUUUCCCAUACUGUGGCUAACAAUAUAUAAUUUUGAAUUAAAUUUUUUUAGCUACGAAGAAGAUGAGUAUUACAAGAUACCAAGAGAUCCUUGGCAAACUGGACAUUAUGAGAACUUCGAAGUUCGAUACCACAGAGAAAAUUCCUUUUCACCCCCAUACCGGGUUAGUAAAUCUGUAACUGUAAUCCACUUACCAUGAUUAUUUUAUAUCUUUUUUAAAAAUUUGAUCAUUUAUGAUCACCAUUACACAAUCCACCAAAAAAAAAACCCAUGGACAUAUUAAACAAUCUGUUCUGAAUUUCUUCUGUUAUUUAUGUUAAGUUCAUAUGAUUAAUUACAUAUUCAUUUUUUUUUUUCCAUUGGUUAGUAAUUUAAGUUUUGUUAAGAAAACAGUAUCACACCUUCACCUGGCUUCUUGAAUGGAACUACAUUUUGUUUUUUUAUACAUAAUUUUAUUUGGGUAAAAUAUCUUAAAAAUUAAGACUUUUGGUUUUGUUUUCUUAUUUUAUAAGGCUCUAGCUUUUUAUGGUUUAUUACAAUGUAUUUUUAAUUUUAUAAUUUGUUUUAUGGUUAUAUGGCAUGUUACUUCUGCAUUGGCUAGCUUCCAAAAAGCCUUUUCAACCCAACAGCAGGGGUGGUCAGAGACUGUUGUACAUUUGGUUUGUAUUUAUUUACUGAUUGGCACCCAGCUUCUCAUUUUAAUCUAAUCGAAUAAGCGCUUCAUUUAUUGUUAUUAUUUCAUUUCAGGAUAAACCUCUCAUGAUGCCACCCUCUAGAUUCAGUCGCCCCUUCAGCCCACCUAUUGACAAGUGAGUUGUUCAUUAUGCAAUAAUCAGACAUGCAAUUUUAGGUUGUGUAAAUUUUUACCCUCUUAAUUUUUUACAAAUAUGCUAAGGAUUUUAUUUGAAGUAUGUAUCUUAUAAACAUGCUAUUCUUUCCUAAUUAUGGAUGUAUAUCUAAUUCAUAAUUAUCAGAUUUGGUCGAGACAGGGUUGAAAGGAGAGAACCUUUUAGAGUAGAACCCCCACCUCCACCAGUAUCGCAUGAAUAUCCAUCUCCUGUGAAACGGCCAGAUGAAUGGACAGAUCCUUGGAGAAGGUUAGAAAUUGAAUGUUCUUUAUGUCAGUGCCUUUUUUUUUGCAUACUCAUGUUUAAAAAUAUUGAUAUGAAAAAGAAUAAAGAGUUAAUUUUCAUAAAAUUGUGGGAAAACAAUAAUCUAUAGUGAGUGUUACUAUAACUUUCUAUUUUAACACUUAAAUAUGUUAAGAUUUUCAAAUUAUCUUGGAGCUUUAUUGACCAUAUUUAUCUUGCUUUUAAUAUUUUGUUCUGUUUUUUUUAAAUCAUGUAUUUUUUUGUAAAAUUUAAUAUACAUAAUCUGCAGACGUAUAGAUAUUUUUUUCUUUUACUUAGCUUUACUGGAAUUAAAAAGUAAAUAAUAAUUACAUAUAUUAUUUGAUCUAGGUCUAAAUCUCCCCAAAUGCUGAAGAUUAAACCCAGAAAUCACUCAAGAGGUAGAAGAACACAUAGAUCUGUCAGUGAUUCAUCAAGGUAUAUUAAAAAGUCUUUCACUUUUGAAGGAAAUUUGUAAAUUGUUUAUUCUGUCCGUGACUUUUUAAACUUAACCAUUGAUUCUAGUGAAGUAAUUUUCACCAUAGUUAACCAUAGAUAAUUUCUAUAGAGCUAUUAUUUGACUAACAGUGAUGCACAGACCCACCUAUUAUAGCUAAUUAAUAUGGAGCUCUAAUUUGACCAACAAUGGUGCACAGACCCACUCACAACAUCUAAUUCCUAUGGAGCUUUAAUUUGACUAACAAUGGUCACAUACCAACCCACGAUAAUUUACCCUAAUUUGACUGAUAAUGGUGCACAGACAUUCCAUGUAUCCCUGAGUACUAAUUUUCAAUGUAUGUUAUAGUUAUGCCUUGUAAUAAUUAUUAUUCAUAAGAUACUUGAAGGACUCUUAGUGAUAUCGAACAAAAUAAGAUACAUGGAUUUUAAGUUUAAACAUCUAUUCUGCAGGUCAAGUUCAGGCUCAUCUUCAGGGUCUUCACGUAGUAGUCAGUCUUUCAGUGGAUCAUCUGGCAGCUCAAGGUAAGAACCUAUUAGGAAACUUUCAAGUUCAGCUUUUUAGAUGAUUAUAUUUUUCUUGUAAGAAAUGAACAUACUUUACAGUCAAUAACUUUAAUGCUCGCCGCCAGCUAUACAAAUAAUAGAAAGGCUAAUGGCAGGGAUAUACCACACCAUUAAUUGAUCUAAAAUGUAUAUUCUGUAAGAUAUAGAUAAUCCAGACCCGUUUGUCAAACUGAAAAACUGCGGAUCGAGAAUUACAAAAAUGAUGCAAAGUGACUUCAUUUGCAUCUCUAAACAUGACAAUAAACACAACCAAUAAAAAUUUUCUUUGGUGCUUCCAUGACAUUAACCGUUCAUAAUUUAGCUGGCAAAUCAUGACUUCAAUAUUUGCAACAUAUAUUUAUAUUCAGAGUGUUGAUCUAGGUUUAUGGGAUCUGAAAUACAAUGCUGUAGGUUUUGACUAGUUGAGUUUGUGUGUUUCUUUAUAGUUAUACAAUUAAAUAUUAAUUGUAAGCUUCUUUAAUAUUUUUAUAUUUAAUUAACUUGGAAAAAAUUUGGUGCACUUAUAGAUUGGAAAAUCCAGAGAAGUUAAUACGCAAAUUGGGUCAAACCACAGUCUGGAUUAUCAAUGAAAUACUGUAUUAAAACUAUAAAGAAGGGAAAAAACUAAGAUAAGAACAUCUUCAAAUAAAAUGGGCAGAAAUGACUGACCUGUUGAACAAGAAAGUUUUUCAAUAGUUCCUUCAUGUGUUUCUUUUCUUUGCUGAAUUAAACACUGUAUAAAAAUCAUUAAUAAAGCUUCACCCUUUUAACUUGUAAAAUGCUGGUUUCCUUUAAACACUUGGUCUUGAUGAAACUAACUUGUUAUUGUAUAAAGUUGGCCAUAAUAUCUUUCAUUCAUACAGAAUAUGGAAGCAAAACAUUUCUAAAGUUGUUACAAUUGUGCCGAAGAAAAUACGGUAUUUCCUAGACAAAACAAAAUAUCCAGCGUUGACUUUUGGCUUUUGAACAAUACUUGUUCAUUUUAAUAAAUUGUUGUUCUCAUUGGUUUGAAUUUAGUUUGUCAAAUUUGAUCUCUUUGAUUUCAGAAACAGAUUAUCAUUUGCAUUUUAUCAUGAUCUUAAUUUAAAUUAGCUUUUGAAUAUUUGUAAAUUUGUAUUAUAAUAUUAUAAGAUUUAGAGUUGUUGCAUUUUUUACAAAAGUUUCUGUACUCACGGCAGAUUUUGUUUGCAUAAAUUUUUUUAAAAUUUACAAUAACUUCAGUUAAUUAUGGCAAGUUUAAAAAAGAUAAAAUUAUAGCACCUCAUGUGAACUUUGUCCCAAACAACAAUGAAUUCUGAAUUUAAAAAAAGUAAUUGAUUUACAAUAACUUCAGUUAAUUAUGGCAAGUUUAAAAAAGAUAAAAUUAUAGCACCUCAUGUGAACUUUGUCCCAAACAACAAUGAAUUCUGAAUUUAAAAAAAGUAAUUGAUUUUCCUUUUCCUCUUUUCAAUUGACCUAAUCUGUUUUCUUUAUCAGCCGUUCAAGAUCGCCAGAGCCUGCCCCUCCUGGUGUAGAUCGCCAUGACCGGUAUAUGUCACCAUCUAGGUAAGAUAUGUUAAUGACCUUAGCGUCGGUUAUAUUUCUUUAACUCUCAAAGUACAUUAUAUUGAUACCGAUGGGAUUGGGAACCCAACAGUUCCAGGAACCCAACGGGAUCGGGAAUCCAUUUUGAUCGGGAACCCACCUGGAUCGGAAUCCCUUCUGGAUCUGGAUCCUAUCGGGAUCCCACCGGGAUCAGAUCAUACCUUUUUUUGAAUUUUUUUAUGUGUUGAAAAAAUGGAUAACAUUGAUUGAUAUAAUAAAUAUUUUAACUUAGGACUCAAUAUUUAUUUAUUUCCUUCUCCUGUUUGUGGUAUGCUUACAUUUUUUUUGAAAAUUUAGCACACCUAAAAACCUAUUAUUUUUGGCUAUAAAUCAAAGUCAUAAUUAACCCUGACCUCAUGAUUUGGUAGCAAUAAAUAGAUCAUUCAAUGCUGAAUCCAAUGAUAUAUAACAUGUUAUUAUCACUAUGUUCUUCAUUGAAAAAAAAGCCAGAUUGUAAAGGUACCAAAUAAGGGAGAAAAAAAAUGGUAGAAAACCUAGACUAUUUGAGAGCUAAAAAAUAGUUAUUGAAAAGUAGUAAUUUUUACUAAAGCUUUUAUAAUUUUGUUUUGACGUUAUUUAUAUGCAUUUUAUUGCAAAUUUAAAAAAAUUGUAAUUUCUUUUUCAUUGCCUUUGUAGUUAAAUUAUUAAUUUCUAUAUAAUACAGAGACCAACCAAGAAGUGCUGUUUCAGUGAGAGGACGUGGAGGCUACAAUAACUAUGAUCAGAGCUACCGCAGGGGAAGUCGAGGCUAUGACCGCUCUCGGGGUGGGGGAGGAGGUGGUGGAGGAGGUGGUGGCUACCAACAGCGAGGAAAUUACCGUGGGGGAGGUGGUAAUGGGGGCUACUAUAACAAUUAUGGAGGAGGCUACCCAGACAGAGAGAUGGGUAGAGAUAUUAGAGAUCGUGGCAGGGAUGACAGGCCGGGUAGAAAUCGAAUGCGUUCUCCACCAGACAGACCUUUGCCUUAUGUGAGGUAAUCAUUUAAGAUUAUCAAGUGUUUUUUAUAAUAGCUUGCUUGUACUUGGUUCACAGAACUUUCCAUGCUAAAAGCAUUUCCUCUAUUUGAAGUAAAUCUGACAUUAAGGAUUUAAAAAAAAAAUUGUUAUUCAUUAAUAAGUGUAAGUUAAAUGUAUUAAUUUUGACUGUCAUAUUUUUUGCAGGCCAAGAGCGAAAAGUGCAAGCAGCCAAUCCAGUUCCAGUAGAUCUCGCUCUAGGAGUCGCAGAAGAUUCAUAUCUUCUCACUCAAGAUCUAGUUCUGGCAGUUCUCGAUCGAGCAGCUCCUCCAGCUCAUCUGCUGGAAGUGCUGAUUCUGAGCACUUGUACAGAGACCUUGGACCUCCAACGAAAAAUCCAAGAGGACCAGCGGCAGCUAAGAAAAAAAGAAGUAGGUGCACGUUUUUAUUCAUGUUUUUUGUGUACAUUUAAUUUAUUUUAAAAAAUAUAUACGUCUUGUUUUCUUCACCUUUAGUACGGAGAAAUCCCUUUAUGCACAUUGGUGCUACAGCCAUACACUCUGAAUUCUCAAAGCAAAUUUUCAUUUCACCUUUUAAAAUUAACCAUUUUAUAUUUCAUUGCUUUCAAAAAUCUGUUUUUCUGUCUUUUAAUAGACAAAAGAUGUUGAUUAGAUAAUUUUUUUUACAAUGAGGUUUUAAAACAGCUUUGUUUUCCAUCUGCUAGCCAACAGCCACAAAGAUCAUUCUAAAGGUCCCCAGAUUCCACCUCUGUCACAAAGAGGUCAGCCUCUCCCACCUCAUUCCCCAAUAAAUCUAGAUCGCAUCCCUCACCCACGUGACCCAAAGAUCUCUCAGCCUGGUCCUCCACCUGGUAGAAAUGAUUCUAAAUAUGCUAGUCGCAAUGCACCACAACCACCGGUGAAAGCAAAAGACCCUUUGAAAGUUGUGGGACAGAAGUCCAAUAUCAAGCUUACUUUGCUGCCUAAGGUAAAUGUGUAGAAGUUGUAACCAGGAGCCUUAUCACAACACUUUAUAUCCACAUGGCGCAGACAGUAAUAAGCCCCUUCUAUCCUAACAUCUUUUUCGAUGGUUAAUUGAAAUUAAUGUUUAAGACAAUGAACCCAUUUAGUUUGCCAUGAAAGACUAUUUAUUUUACUUCAGUUCAUUUCAAUAUAGGAAACUAGAGCUGGCAUAAAUAACCUACAUUGCUACCAAGUUAAUCUUUCGAGUCCAUUCUUGAGACAAAUGCAAUUGUCCAUUUUUUACACAAUAGCAAUUUAUUGGUGUAAAAAAAAAAAAAAAAACUUAAUUAUUAUCUUUUAAAUUUGAUAAAAAUUGGACUGUAAACAAUUUUGAAUUAAAAUUUGUGGUUUGACAAUUUAGAAGGAAAAAAAAAUUUUUACAAAAUAACAAUUUAUUGGUGUAAAAAAAAAAAAAAAAAAACUUAAUUAUUAUCUUUUAAAUUUGAUGAGAAUUGGACUGUAAACAAUUUUGAAUUAAAAUUUGUGGUUUGACAAUUUAGAAGGAAAAAAAAAAUUAGAAUACGUUCUCAGUAAAAGAGAACAUGUGCAUGAAUUUUCUUGUCGCUGUGUUAAGGCGAUGUUGUGUGGAUGUAAAUGAAAAAUAUGUGCCACUGAUGCUGUGUCGUGUAGAUAUAAAGUGUUCAGCACCAGAGAUAGCUAAUGAAUGGACUUUAAUGAUAAGCAUUAGAAAGUAAAGCAAAAUGAUAUGCAUAAGAAAGUAAAGCAAUUUCUACAAGUUCAUUCAUUGCUAGAAGAGAUUUUUAUGAAGGAAAUUACCUCUUGCCUCUAGUUUGAAGAAAUUGUGGUUCAUUGAAACUUAAUUUUAAACAAUGCUUAUUGCAUUGUGAAAUUAUUUGUGCAUCUGAUUCAAAAGAGGCAUCAGUUAUUUAAAAAAUCUAUAAUGAAGACAUUAUUUGAAUUCCAGACAUUUAAGUUACCGAAUGGAAACACUUUUACUUAAAGACUUAUCAAGUAUGUUCUUAACUGUUGCAGCAACAGCAGUCCUCUUUGGGCAAUAGACCAAACCCUCUUGACUCCCCUCCACACAAUAACAAAAGACGGCUGUCGGAGAGAGAUUCAUCACCACCUCGAGGGCCUGCUCCCAAACGUCUCAAUAUCCCUUUGCCUCAAGCUUCUGCACUAAGGAUAGCAACUGGUAUGUGCUUUAACUUUCAAAAACACUUGCAUUUGAAAAAUAUUAUUUUAAUAAUUCUAAGUUUGUCUUCAAUUUCAACUUGUAAUUCAUUGGGAUUGCUCUCUUACAUCUAACUUUCUUGUCCACAGAAAAAGCUGCAAAGAUACAAUUGCGGCAAGAGAAAAUCAAGUCCCCUCCACCAGCAUCUAUACCUCAGCCUCCACCACCCACUGGCAUACCUCGGGCCAAACCCCCAGUUUCCCCUCAGAAACAGCCAAGCAGCACCAAAUCACGGGCACCAGAACCAGUUGUUGCAAAAUCUGUACCUAAAGUUCCAUCUGCAAGUGCACCAACAGCUACGGCGACUGGGGCUAAAGCCAAGAAAAGUAUGUCUUCUCGCAGAGAAGAGCUGCUCAAACAGCUUAAGGCUGUGGAAGAUGCUAUUGCCAGAAAAAAGUCCAAGCUUCAGUGAUGAUAAAAAUCUCGUAGUUGUAUUUGGCUGUAGAAAAUUCUAGCAAUUUUAUGUAUCACCAAUGCAGUAUGAGUGAGAGACGUGUAUGGAAGUCAGUAUGUGCAGCAUGGAAUUUGGUUUAUGCGUGUGUUUGUACAAAAUCUGAAAAUGUUUGAAUGGCAUGGAUCUAUCUUGCUAAAAAAUUUAAUAUGAUGUGGGUGGGGUGGGUUGUGGGGAAUGGUGCCUUGUUCUAGAAAUAUA
This is a messenger RNA of Lymnaea stagnalis (great pond snail), 14348 nucleotides long. The record is from the annotation of a GenBank genome assembly. Lineage: Eukaryota; Metazoa; Mollusca; Gastropoda; Lymnaeidae.